AUGGAGCAGAACCUAAAACAUUCAGAAGAAACUAAUGCGAUAUCAGCUAAUUUCCGCAUCAGAAAAAUACAGCACUCAAUGCUUUCUCAAAAAUUUGUGGAAGUAAUGUCAGAAUACAACAAAAUUCAGAUUGAUUAUAGAGAAAGGUGUAAGGCAAGGAUUCAAAGACAGUUAGAAAUAACAGGCAAAAUUACAACAAAUGAUGAGCUAGAAAACAUGCUAGAAAGUGGAAAUCCCACAAUUUUCACUCAAGGGAUCAUCAUGGAGACGCAGCAAGCCAAACAAACCCUAGAAGAUAUUGAAGCUCGGCACAAUGAUAUUAUUAAGUUAGAAAGCAGCAUUCGAGAGCUUCGUGACAUGUUCUUGGACAUGGCCAUGUUAAUUGAAAAUCAGGGAGAAAUGGUAAACAGAAUUGAAUAUCAAGUGCAAAAUACAAAGGAUUUCAUUGAAAGUGUUAAACAAGACACAAAGAAAGCAUUGGUAUACCAGAGUAAAGCGAGAAAGAAAAAAAUUAUCAUCAUAAUCCUAGUCCUAGUGGUGAUUGGAGUUUUAACUCUAAUUAUUCUUGGCUCCACUGGAAGAAUUUAAUACUGGACCAUGUUGACUUGGAGAUGAGUGCAAACCUAAGUGACCUUUAAUCUAAGCAUUCUGUAAUUUUUUUUACACAAGUAUAGCAUGUACCUAGGACUUCCAUGCAUGUGUGAGUGAAUUUUUCUGAAAUCUUUUAGAGAUGUAACAAGGCUCAAGUACUCACGUGAGCUGAUAUGUUCCACAUGGAAUAUGCAAGCGAUGUGAACAAAAAUUACAUUAUGGUUAGUCUUUAGUUUUUACACAGACAUUUAAAAUCAGUAUGUGUAAAAAGAGUUUUAAUAUUUGUAAUUGAGUUUGAGUGUAAUGUUGUACAUAUGUAAUUUUUAAAUCAUGGUGAUUCUUUAUGUUCAUUACUGGAUUUUCUUACAUUACUGCCACUGCAUAUGAGUGUGAAACUUUUUAACUCUACUAAAACAACUAUGAACUUACUUUUAGAAAAAUGUGUGCCAAAGAAUCAAGCCAAUAAUUCAGUUAAUUUAUAUUUGUAUUGUAGGUUACUAAGAAAUUGAAUAAUGUCUUAAAUUCCCUAGUAACCUAAAAGUUGAUGCAUGUGUGUCUCGUGUGUGUGUGUGAAAAUAUUGUUACUAAUACAAAGUUUAUUUUAAUAUAUAUACAUAUA
Molecule: messenger RNA, 1210 nt
Organism: Limulus polyphemus (Atlantic horseshoe crab)
Lineage: Eukaryota; Metazoa; Arthropoda; Merostomata; Xiphosura; Limulidae
Product: syntaxin-like
Exons: 6
Coding region: 1-588 (195 amino acids)
Biological process (GO): exocytosis; vesicle fusion; intracellular protein transport
Cellular component (GO): SNARE complex; endomembrane system; plasma membrane
Molecular function (GO): SNARE binding; SNAP receptor activity
Source: RefSeq, a predicted model, not a curated record